Messenger RNA from Cetraspora pellucida, 475 nucleotides. The record is from the annotation of a GenBank genome assembly. NCBI's taxonomy places the organism in Eukaryota, Fungi, Glomeromycota, Glomeromycetes, Diversisporales, Gigasporaceae.
ACAACAACAUUCACCUCGCUGUCUUCGCAAUGGUACCUGUAUUUAUUAUUAUCUGAAACUAAUUAUUCCCGAAACUUAUAUUGACGAAAGAGGUUACAUGCAAUACCGUUGUCGAACACAUGAUGAUGCAUGGGUAGUACCUUAUAAUCCUAUAUUAAUCAUGAAGCUAGAAUGUCAUAUCAACUUUGAAAUCGCCUCUACUGUUCAUCUAUUUAUGUACUUAUAUAAAUACCUUUUCAAAGGGCCUGAUUAUAUCAAAUUUACUGUAAAUAAUGCAGAUACUACAAAUUUUAACAAUCCCGAUCAUUUUGAACCAACGAAUUUUAAAACAACAGAUAUACUUCCUAAUACAAAUCAUCAAUCAAAUUCACAGUACAUCAAUGAAUUUAGUGACUAUAUAAAAGGAAGAUAUUUGUCAGCACCUGAAGCCGCAUGGAGAAUCUUUCGUUAUCACAUAACUUCGACAGACCCACCA